AUGGAUCCUUUAAAUCCACUCAACAUAAGUAAUCGCCAAAAUCUUGACGAUUUUGAGUUGGAAGCCCUCCGUGAGCCCUACCAAACCAUACUGACUAUUAGCUAUAUCAUAAUGGCACUGUUAGCUUUUAUUGGCAAUACUACUGCCAUUGCAACACUGGUCACUGGCCGCCAGCGUUCGGCACCGGAGCUCAAAAAAUAUUUGAUAAACUUGUUUACCACUGAUAUACUCAUUGCCCUGUUUUCCAUACCCUUCUCCUAUACGGACUUCAUGUACGGCCAGUGGAUAUUUCCAGCCAUUAUGUGUCCAAUCACUCAGUUUAUUACCGGUUGUGCCGUUUGUGUCAGUGUUUAUACAUUGAUUGCUAUUGGAAUUGAAAGAUAUUUGGCAAUAGUUUAUCCAUUUAGGCAAUUAUUAUGUUUUGAAAGACACACCAAAUUUGCGAUUACAAUCAUUUGGAUAAUAGGUAUUGCCUUAAGUAGUCCACUGCUAAUCGAGAGUCGGGCGCUUGAAUUUAAAUACAGAAACAAAAUACUAUACGAUUGCCGUGAACUAUGGGACCAGGAGUUGGGCGGAAAAGUCUAUACAGGACUCAUAUUUAUAACCACAUUCAUUAUACCAUUGAUAGCACUGAGCUUUCUAUAUAUUUCCAUUGGUGUGACCAGUGCCACAAAUACUGUUCCCGGAAAUUCCAACCGGGAUCACGUUCAACAACAAAAUCGCAUCAAAAUUGUCAAAAUGUUGGUAAUAUUAGUCAUUUCGUUUGCCGCCUGUUGGCUACCCAUCCAAGUGUUCAAUUUGGUGAUGUGGUUGUGCGAUGACUGUCGUACACUAACCUCUCAAUUUCAGAUCAACAUAUAUGUGUCCAUAUAUUUUAUAUGUCAUUUUUUAUCGAUGGCUCACGCAUUGAUCGAUCCAAUCAUCUAUUGUUUUAUGUCUCAUAAUUUUAAGAUGGAUCAAUUGCGUUCAUACAUGUAUGCCAACUGUGCUUAUAAUAAUCGCAAUGAAAAGAGGGGCGAAAUAAUUAAAUUUCGAUCAAAUUUUAUGUCAAACACACAUUCGGCUACCAAUGGAAAUGUUAGUGAAGUGGCCGUAUAG
Molecule: messenger RNA, 1098 nt
Organism: Oppia nitens
Lineage: Eukaryota; Metazoa; Arthropoda; Arachnida; Sarcoptiformes; Oppiidae
Product: neuropeptide Y receptor type 5-like
Exons: 6
Coding region: 1-1098 (365 amino acids)
Biological process (GO): G protein-coupled receptor signaling pathway
Cellular component (GO): membrane
Molecular function (GO): G protein-coupled receptor activity
Source: RefSeq, a predicted model, not a curated record